AACAAGGGCAACAUUCCAGUCCAAAACAAAGCUUGACUGAGAGAAAGGGCGGAGAGACUCACUGAUAAGACCAUGAAUGCAAAGAAUCUAGCAACAAACUCUCUCUCUCUCUCUCUGUCUCUCUCUAGAGGUCUUUAUUAUAUAAACCUGGGCUCGUCUUAUUUGUCUCACCCCACAUCUUCCUUGACUGCUACUUCUCCAGUUCUCUGUCUAUCUAGUCUUUAUUAUCUUUCGUUCUCAAGAACAAUGGAAGACUUUUCAGACCAAUGCUCUUCUUCUCUUCUCCACUCCUAUUGGUUUCCAAAAUCUCCCAUUUGGAUCCCACCAAACUUAUCAGACUUUGGAGACAUCGAGGAUAGUUUUUUCUCAUGUUACUCGUCUCAUCCUCAUCAAAAUGUUGCUCUUGAUGUAACAGUUCAUGAAGAAAGUUGCUUGGAAAACAAAGACAGAAUUUUCUGUAAUGUUGAUAAAGAACCUUCAGUGAUUGAGCCUCAAACUUGUGAUCUAGUAACUCUGAAGAAAACCCAAAUGGAUAAGGGGAAGAAGGGCCACUCCAAAGAUGUGACACAAGGUAAAGACAAGAAAAGAAAGAAAUGUGAUCGUACGAAUGAGAAGAAAGAUAAUGAGGGGUCCCCUACAGACUAUGUUCAUGUAAGAGCGAGGAGAGGGCAAGCAACAGACCGCCACAGCCUUGCAGAAAGGGUAAGAAGAGAGAAAAUUAGUAAGAAGAUGAAGCAGUUGCAAGCUCUUGUUCCUGGUUGUGAACAGAUAAACAGCAAGGCCUUUGUAUUGGAUUCAAUAAUCAACUAUGUCCAGUCCCUACAGAAUCAAGUUGAGACCCUCUCUAUGAAGCUUUCUUCUGUGAAUCACAUGUCAUAUGGAUUUGAGGAGGACUUGGCUCAUUUCAUGAAACUGGGUAGUUUACCUGAAGCAGCAACUACCUUCACCACCAUAUUACAUAACUACCCUACUAUGGACAGUUCAGUUUGCUUGACACAGCUGCAACAAGGGCAGAGGCCCAUUGUCUUCUGCAAGGAUAAUGAAGAUCUAUUCACUGGGGAUAUAGAGGACCAGAAGCAAAUGCUUAUAAAUCAAUCAUCAUCUGGCUCCAACAACUUCUGUUAUUUCUAAUCAAUAAUAAUAAUGAAGGUCCAUUGAAGCGGCGGCCUCCUUCCUCUUAGAGCCCUUAUCUAUCCAAGCUAGUUCUUCAAUGGCUGCCAUUAAAAUUUUUUUUCUUCCUUAUUAUGUUUUUCUAUUCUUUUCAAUUCUUGCCUUCCAAACAUAACUAGUAUUGUUUAUUUAAUGGAAUAAAAAGGAGAAUGUUGAUUUGUUA
Macadamia integrifolia is the source of this 1333-nucleotide messenger RNA. RefSeq names its product transcription factor bHLH137-like. NCBI's taxonomy places the organism in Eukaryota, Viridiplantae, Streptophyta, Magnoliopsida, Proteales, Proteaceae. Gene Ontology annotation, biological process: regulation of DNA-templated transcription. Bases 73 to 1131 code for a protein of 352 amino acids. The transcript is spliced from 7 exons. Gene Ontology annotation, cellular component: nucleus. The record is from RefSeq and is a predicted model, not a curated record. Gene Ontology annotation, molecular function: protein dimerization activity; DNA-binding transcription factor activity.